Messenger RNA from Photinus pyralis (common eastern firefly), 2658 nucleotides. RefSeq lists its product as uncharacterized. The transcript has 6 exons. Gene Ontology annotation, molecular function: inositol tetrakisphosphate kinase activity; inositol-1,4,5-trisphosphate 3-kinase activity. The coding region runs from base 173 to 2611 and encodes 812 amino acids. The record is from RefSeq and is a predicted model, not a curated record. Gene Ontology annotation, cellular component: cytoplasm; nucleus. NCBI's taxonomy places the organism in Eukaryota, Metazoa, Arthropoda, Insecta, Coleoptera, Lampyridae. Gene Ontology annotation, biological process: inositol phosphate biosynthetic process.
AAUUAAAUAAAAUGUGUGCCAUUAACCAAUAAUGCACAGUAAUGUAAUAUUGAAUUAGUAAGGUUUAUAUGGAGUGUAUGUGUGUCUGUGUUAUUUGUGUGCACGAAAGCCCUAGUUUUACUUUUCAUCUUAUGAUAAGAAAUGGGUUAAUGGGCGAAGUUCCCGUACAUUAAUGGAGUGCUUUACUGGUCUGUGGUCCCGCCGGUUAGAGGAGGAUAAAAUUACACCCCCUUGGAUUAUCGGCGGGCUGAAUUACGCACCAACACCAACGAAAGACUACCUCCGUCUUCUCGACUUCCAACCCGAAUCGUAUCGCGGACAGGUGAACAAAAUCGUAAGGGCCGAUUCGAGUGAAAGUGUUUUUAAUAAUCGCGCCUAUGAAACUAUCGACCGCGUCGUGACGCGUGAAAAUAAUUUUAGUGAAUCUAGUCGAAUUGGAUCUAAAUUAAUAAUGGAAACGGAAGAGGAAAUGAAAAAUUUAAUUCAAAUUAAAGCCGAGAAGCACAGUACGUAUUAUAGGAAGCUACAUGCUGGUGAGUCCAGCACCGAACAGAUGGCAAAACCAGUUACCGCAGGCAUUUCCACGCAAGAAUACAUUUCCGAUAGUAAAAAAUGCGAUCCUCCAGGUGCAACAGUCGACGUACCUGAUGUCAACCCGCAACUAACCGCAUCGGAAACGAGCGCGUAUAAACAAAGAAACCGUCGCAUCGGGGUCUUCGAGCUAGAGCAAGAACUUACGCAAGAAGGCGAGGUUUUUGUAAGCGUGAAGGACCUACGCGAGAAGUACAUGGCGAUGUUGGAAGAAGUUAAUAAACCGACAGGGGAUAGUUCACGUAUAACAGCUAAAAAGGAGAAAUUUGUCUGUGGCAGAGACAGUACGGACUCUCCUGGAAUUGACGAGACAUUCCUUGCGCCUCCACCCAGCGGUUAUUGUAGUUCUUCUGCAUCGGCGGGCAGCGAUGACGAAAGGGAGAAAAGCUGGUUCAAGUACCCCCGGUUGCGUAGAAGUGGAAGUACGGAUUCGGCGGUUGGACUAAAUCAAAGUGACGAUGAGAAUUCACCCACGUUUGAUAAGAAAGAUGACGUUCUUCAUUAUCCUUUUAUUAAAAGUCCGUACAGUCCACGCGGUUCAGUUGACCAUAUAAAUGUUCCUUCAAAAACGUUGAUAGAGGCGAAAUUUGUUCCGUACCUGUUAGACCGAAAGGGCAGUGUUUGUGGUAGUGAAUGUAAUGAGGGUGGUGAUGAGAAGGGCGGUGGUGACAGUCGGAGACCGAGUUGUUUUACGGAUGAAGGUGAGGAACCGCCGCGGUUUCGGUUUUGGCGUACACCCUCGGUUGUGGUUAGCGACUAUUCUGACGACGUGGUCGGUCUUUCCUUGGAAGACAUUGAGUUCUUUCGAAAUCAAAGAAGAGAGGUGACAUCCUCACCGGAUUCCAGCGUACACAGUUCCUGUAGCAAUCUAAAUUACUGUGGUUCGACUAUUAGCAAUUUGGACGCAGAGUAUAUUUUAAGAACACCGUUCAGAAAGCUUUCUGAUUGCUCCACUUGUUCAACAUUCAGCGGAGAUGAGGAUACGGAAAUUACAUGCGAACCGAUUAAAGAGAGGAUUAAGCCAUCGGGAUGGCGAAAGUUGAGAAGCAUCGUUCAAUGGACACCGUUCUUCCAAAUAUACAAAAAGCAACGGUAUCCUUGGGUGCAGUUGGCUGGACACCAAGGAAACUUUAAGGCAGGACCUGACCAAGGCACUAUUCUCAAAAAACUUAGCGCUAAGGAAGAACAAUGCUUUAAGCUCCUUAUGAGUGAUGCACUACGGCCGUAUGUUCCUGAAUAUAAAGGACAAGUAACUAGCGAAGAUGGCGACUGUUCUUAUAUUCAACUUCAAGAUUUAUUAGGAGAUUUCAAUUCACCAUGCGUAAUGGAUUGUAAAAUAGGUGUUAGGACAUAUUUAGAAGAAGAAUUAGCGAAAGCAAAAGAAAAUCCAAAAUUAAGAAAAGAUAUGUACGAAAAAAUGAUUCAAAUUGAUCCUAACGCUCCAACGGAAGAAGAGCACAGACUGAAAGCGGUAACGAAACCUAGGUAUAUGGUGUGGAGGGAAACAAUAUCGUCCACUGCAACGUUAGGGUUUAGAAUCGAAGGUAUUAGAAAAUCAGACGGAUCUUCCAGUAAAGAUUUCAAAACGACCAAAACUAGAGAACAGGUGAUCCAGGCGUUUAGUGAAUUUACCGACACAUGCUCACAUUCCAUUCCCAAAUACAUCCAGAGACUGCAAGCUAUCAAAGCAACCCUCGAGAAUUCCGAAUUUUUCAAUAGUCACGAGAUAAUCGGAAGUUCGCUGCUUUUCGUGCACGAUCGCUACAACGCGAAUGUAUGGUUAAUUGAUUUUGCCAAAUCCUUACUGUUACCAAACGAAAUCAAAAUUGACCACAAUUCGUGUUGGAAGGUUGGAAAUCACGAAGACGGAUAUCUUAUUGGUAUUAAUAAUAUUAUCUCCAUAUUCGUUACGUUGUUGGAGAAACAAAGAGUUUGCGUUACGCCGCCAUUAAAUUUAUCAGAUCCUACGGAUUCCAUCGAAUCUAAGGGUAUAGAAAAAGAAGAAGCUUUAGUUUCCUGAAUCAAGCUUUAUUUACUGUUCUGUAUUUAUUAAAUUAUCCAGUUGUU